ACAACUACUACACCAUUCUUCACAACUCUCACCUACAUACACCACUUAUCUUUCCAAAACCACAAUUUUUAGAGAGCCUAAAAAGCAGUACUAAACAAGUUAUAUAUAGAAAAGACGUACGUUGAUUUGGAUACUAGUCCACCAUAUUCAAAUGGGUAGCCUCGGUGAUUUGGAUUUUCCCAUAAACAAUGGUCUUUCCAACAUAGCAAGCAGUACAAAUCCGUUGGACCCCGAGGAGUUCCGGAGGCAAGGGCAUAUGGUAAUCGAUUUCAUCGCCGAUUACUACAAAAACAUUGAGAAGCACCCGGUUCUGAGCCAAGUUGAACCAGGUUAUCUCAAGAAACGGCUCCCAACAUCGGCACCAUACUAUCCGGAAUCCAUUGAGACGAUUCUGAGCGACGUCCAAGACCAUAUCGUUCCCGGCAUAACCCACUGGCAGAGCCCCAACUACUUUGCUUACUUCCCUUCAAGUGGCAGCACUGCUGGCUUCCUCGGCGAAAUGCUCGCCACUGGCUUCAAUGUCGUUGGAUUCAAUUGGAUGUCGUCUCCCGCUGCCACUGAGCUGGAGAGCAUAGUCAUGGACUGGCUCGGAGAGAUGCUAAGGCUCCCUAAGUCAUUUCUCUUCUCUGGAAAUGGCGGCGGUGUUCUACAAGGAACCACCUGCGAGGCCAUCUUGUGUACACUCGUCGCUGCCCGAGACCGAACCCUCAAAAUCAUUGGAAGCGACAAUAUUGGAAAGCUCGUCGUUUAUUGUUCCGACCAAACUCAUUGCGCAUUCAAGAAAGCCGCCCAGAUUGCCGGGAUCCACCCUAACAAUUUUCGAGUCAUCCCUACAACGCUGUCCUCCUCGUUCUCCAUGUCUCCUGAGGCCUUACGAAACACCAUAAUUGGCGAUGUUGAGGCUGGACUCGUCCCCACUUUUCUACUGGCAACCGUUGGGACAACGUCCACAACUGCCGUCGACCCACUCGGACCGCUAUGCGACGUGGCAAAGGAUUACGGAAUGUGGGUUCAUGUAGACGCGGCCUAUGCUGGAAGCAUCUGUAUUUGUCCGGAAUUCCGGCAUUUCAUCGACGGAAUUGAAGGAGCCAACUCCUUCAGCUUCAACGCCCACAAAUGGUUCUUCACCACCUUGGAUUGCUGCUGCCUUUGGGUCAAAGACCCAACAGCGUUGACACAAUCAUUGUCUACGGAUCCGGAGUAUCUGAAGAACAAGGCCACCGAAUCAAAACAAGUGGUUGACUAUAAAGACUGGCAACUGGCUCUGAGCAGACGAUUCCGUUCUCUCAAACUAUGGCUCGUCCUCCGAAGCUACGGAGUCGAGAAACUACGUGGCUUUCUUCGAAAUCAUGUGAAGAUGGCCAAGCUCUUUCAAGGUUUUGUGCUUGCAGAUGACAAGUUUGAGGUCGUCGUUCCAAGGAAUUUCGCCACUGUGUGUUUCAGAAUUUCGCCAUCAGCAAUAAGAAAUGGUACUACUGAAACUAAUUCUGUAUUAUCUGACAUAACUAAUGGUACGAGAAGAAAUACUGCUACUUCCAAAAAGGUAGCAUCCGUGAAUGAGAUCAACAACAAGCUCAUGGACUCCAUUAACAAGUCGGGUAGGAUCUACAUGACCCAUUCGGUUGUCGGCGGCAUCUUUUUGUUGCGUUUCGCAGUUGGUGCGAGUCUUACAGAGGAGUCCCAUAUCGUUGAGGCUUGGAAUGUGGUCAAGAAACAUGCAGAUGCCAUUCUCAAGUUUCAUUACUAGUAGUUACAGUCGCAAUCUUUAAUUUUUUUUUUUUUGGCAUGAGUCUCAUUCUUGUUUGACCAGUCAACAAUGAGCGUUGCGAAGUCCAUACAAAUUUUAUGCACUCAUAAUAUUGAUAAAUAAGUAUUCUUUCUCACCUAUAAAUUUUGUACAAUCAUUUUUUUCCCUCUGAAUAGAUGCCAACAUUUUGUUCUC
Molecule: messenger RNA, 1942 nt
Organism: Humulus lupulus (European hop)
Lineage: Eukaryota; Viridiplantae; Streptophyta; Magnoliopsida; Rosales; Cannabaceae
Product: tyrosine decarboxylase-like
Exons: 1
Coding region: 152-1747 (531 amino acids)
Biological process (GO): amino acid metabolic process
Molecular function (GO): carboxy-lyase activity; pyridoxal phosphate binding
Source: RefSeq, a predicted model, not a curated record